UAUGUAUUUGUUUGAUUGAAGUACUUGUCUAACUGUCAAUUAAAAAAGAUCUGCAAAACACAUCUACAUCAGAUUAAAAUAUAUAUGAAAUAGCCGUGUGAAAUGGUUUCUUGUAGACCAGGGUUGGGCUCAAUUUGAAUUGAAAGCAGUCAAUUCAGGAAGUAAACUAAAAUCACAAUCCAAUAAUAUAAAAAAUGUCUGCAUUUUAAAUUCUAAUAAUUUCCUGAUAGACUGCCUUUAAUUCAAAUUGAGCCCAAACCUGAUUUCUACAUGCUUUGUGUGUAUACACUAUCUGCAUAGUAUUGUUUUCAUGUAAUUUUAGCAGUAGAAAGUAAGUGUAACCGAUGUGAAAUGGCUAGCUAGUUAGCGGCGUGAGCGCUAAUAGUGUUUCAGUCGGUGACGUCACUUGCUCUGAGACCUUGAAGUAGUUGUUCCCCUUGCUCUGCAAGGCUUUUGUGGCUUUUGUGGAGCAAUGGGUAACGAUGCUUUGUGGGAGGCAGUUGUUGAUGUGUGCAGAGGGUCCCUGGUUUGAGCCCAGGUAGGGGUGAGGAGAGGGACGGAAGCUAAACUGUUACAUUGGUGCCGUGACCCGGAUCACUGGUUGCAGCGGAAAAGGAUGAGGUCAAAAGGGGGGUGAGUGUAACCGAUAUGAAAUGACUAGCUAGUUAGCGGUGUGCGCGCUAAUAGUGUUUCAAUUGGUGACGCCACUCACUCUGAGACCUUGAAGUAGUCGUUCCCCUUGCUCAGCGAGGGCCGCUGCUUUUGUGGAGUGAUGUGUAAGGAUGCUUCGUGGGAGGCAGUUGUUGAUGUGUGCAGAGGGUCCCUGGUUCAAGCCCAGGUAGGGGUGAGGAGAGGGACGGAAACUAAACUGUUACAUAAGCAACAAUGAUUUGCUUGGUGAGAGAAUGGGAGAAUCUCAAUUGCAAAACAUCCAUUGGAGGAGACAGUCAGAGCGGCAGGACCUCUGGCUUUCUCAUCCAAUGGGGUUUGAGAAGGAGGCGAGACGCUAAAACAUAUACUUUUUUAAUGAGUAUGCAAUUGAGGUUCUCCCUAUGGCUACUGGUAUAAGACAUAUGAUAGAAACUUCCUCUAGCCCAUGUCUACACCAAAUCCAAUGCUUUUACAUUUCUGGGGAAUAAUGAACAAAUGCAGGAAGAAGGAGAUAUUAUUGAGACGCACUCAAUGGUUGUGUUCCCCUGCUCAGCCAUUGCAUGUAUCAACCAAUGGUUGCAUGACACCUCAUCUUCUGUGCCUUUGGGCACCAGAUUGCUGACAUAUGUGGUUAGCUGAUAUGUAAAAUACUUAUCCAGGCUUUGUAAAAUCUGGCAUGUGUCAGCAAGGUCUGUGGAGAAGAAUGCCAACAAUGAGGGGAUUGAUUAAUCUGGCCCGGGGAUCCCGUUUAAAGCCCAAGUUGAAGUUGGCUCAAACAAAAGUGAUGUAAUUAAGCAUGUGGAGUAAUGAGUAGGAUUCUGUGUUUUCACAUGCAAAAUUGAUUGCUUUUGAUACAAAAAAAAUGCUUUAUCUGCCUUGCAAAUUAAAAAAGUUAGAAAAUUCCAAUAUAUACUGUAUGGAAAAUAAAUGUAUGUUUCUGGACGACUCGCCAUGCUGCCUUGUUGACGACAUGACCGAGAAACGCAGUUUACUGUUUGAUUUGAGAUGGGCACUCCUCCCUCACUCCUUUUGCCCGUUCACGUCAUGCGCCCCGAGGCUCGGCAUUAUUGAAUCCGACCAACGGCUUAAUCAAGGUUCAAAUCCAGAGAGGCUGCUGAUUGGAUAAAUAAUGUUGGACCUGAGGUUUUCCAAUUAGGCUGAUUAGCAGUCAGACUUCACGUUGUACCUGCAAUUGAUUCACUCACCCGGUGUUGAAGGUUCAGUUUUGUUGUUAUUUAGUCAUAUAUUCACUGUGAGCACUUUACUAUGGUUUUAUCGAAUGGAAAGAGAUGCUACUCAGGUAGUGAGGCAGACUUCAGCUCCUCUAGCAGCACGGGCAGCCUAAAGAGAGGGGGGAGCCUGGCCCAGAACUCCACAGGGAAGAUCUCCUCACGCAGUCGUGGUGCCCACAUCAGGAGCCUCCCUGUGUUCAAGCUGGCAGGGAUCCCCUCAGCAUCCCGUGAUGCGGAGCUCUAUGCCCCGUACAGGACAGUCCCCUCAUCCACCAACAGCAGCAGCAACUCCAGCCCCACAGUACCCUCCAGAAGGAUGACCCCCAGAAGAUAUCACUCCUGUGGGGACAACCAUGGCAUCAGACCCCCCAAUCCAGAGCAGUACCUCACCCCCCUGCAACAGAAGGAGGUGGCCAUUCGCCACCUGAGGAGCAAGCUGAGGGAGGUGGAGAACACCGUCCACGACAGGGAGUCUGAGAUUGAGAAUCUCAAGUCCCAGCUGGGACGGAUGAGGGAGGACUGGAUCGAGGAGGAGUGCCACCGCGUCGAGGCACAGCUGGCCCUAAAAGAGGCACGCAAGGAGAUCAAGCAGCUCCGGCAGGUUGUGGAGACCAUGAAGAGCAGCCUGAUGGAGAAGGACAAGGGCAUCCAGAAGUACUUUGUCGACAUCAACAUCCAGAACCGCAAGCUGGAGUCCCUGCUGCACAGCAUGGAGAUGGCCCAGAGCGGCUCCACGCUGCAAGACGAGCCAACCAUGGACUUCAUCUGUGGCGACUCCGACUCCCCUGUCAACGACAAGCAGGGGGAGGUGGGUGACCAGGCGGCGGAGGAGAUGGCGGACAGUGGGCUGCUGGUCAACGACAACCUGGAGCACGUGCUCAUGUCCACGGCGGUGGACUCCAGCCACGACUCUAGCGGUAAGCUGCGCUGCCACCCAGAGGCUGGUCCGGGGGUGUCCACUCUACUCCACAGUCUGGAGGAGAUCACACCACUGCCUUCACAACCCUCCAACACAUUCUGCUACAGCACACUCCCCUUCCCCGCUCCAGAGGACAAGGCCGUUCAGACCGAGGUGGUGUCCUUCCCUCCUGACCUGCACACCCUCCUGCUGCAGCUGCUGAAGCUCCAUGGCGGUGCAGUUGGAGAUGCUCUCCUCCCAGCUUCGACCAGCCUCCUAGAAAUCCCAGCACUGCAGGGCCCAGACUCGGCCCCUAUCCCAUCCACCCCUAACCAGUCCACCUUAAGCCUGCCUAGCCCCAGCCAGCCCACCCCAGUUUUGCCAGUGAGCCCUGACAUGUCCAGUGAUUCAGGCCUGUGUUGCUCAGACCCUGAGGUGGUGGUCUCCAUGCGCUUCAUGGAGGAGCUGGAUUUUGAGGUGAGCAGUGAGGAGCCCUGCAGGGCCCCCGAGAUGGACGUGGUCAACAAACGCUAUUGGAGCAGCAGCUUCCUUGUUGAUCUUGUUGCUGUGGCCGUACCAGUGUUGCCCACGGUGGCCUGGCUGUAUUCCCGGCAUGGAGUGGAUGGGGCGGCGCCAGUCUACAACAUCGCAGCACUGAUCCGCGGCUGUUGCAUGAUGGGAUUGCACUCUCUCCGUCAUGUCACUCAUCAUCAUGGGGCAGAUGUGUAACGGCCUCUGACCCCCGCAUGCACAGCCCGACCCUUCAACUUGAAGCACUUCAACAUCAGUUAAUCAAAGAGUAUUUGUGAAAAUCUUUAGUUUUUCUACACUUGUGAAUAUUAAAGCUACAGUUAUUACUUUAGGUUCCCACGCGGUUACUUUGCACUGUGUACAGUUGUGAGUUAUGUCAAAUAGUGAAAUUAUUUAUGGUGAAGGGAUUUUGUUCAUUUUAUUUACUUUCCAUCUGUUCUGUUAUCAUAAUUGUGUCUAAAAUGGAUAAUCUGAGUAGGUGGUUAUGCAUCAUUGAUGUCCUGGGCUGGCACUAGUUACCCCUACUUAAAGCAGCCAUGUUAUUUUUCUGAAAGUAUUAGGAUUUCUGAGGGUGGGGAUGAAAUUGAAUGUUAGUUUAAGCAAGCGUUUGUAAUGGUUUAUGUUCCCAAAUCUUAAACCUGCAGCCAAAGCUUUAUUAGUGAACGUUCACUCUUAAUGUUUAUUUUUCUACCUGGGAGUAGAGCUUUUUACGUACGUGGAACAACUUGUUGAUAGGAGUAUGAGAUCAACGCUUCAGAACAUCCCAUACUCGUUUGUGCCUGAGCUACUGUGUAAUACUUGUAACAUCAAAUGUCCUAAUAUAUUUAUUAAAGCAUGAUAAUCCAAUCCA
This is a messenger RNA of Salvelinus fontinalis (brook trout), 4162 nucleotides long. Its product is annotated as syntabulin-like. Gene Ontology annotation, cellular component: vesicle; cytoplasmic microtubule. Bases 1918 to 3510 code for a protein of 530 amino acids. Lineage: Eukaryota; Metazoa; Chordata; Actinopteri; Salmoniformes; Salmonidae. Gene Ontology annotation, biological process: axonal transport of mitochondrion; synapse maturation. The record is from RefSeq and is a predicted model, not a curated record. The transcript has 5 exons.